Gordionus sp. m RMFG-2023 is the source of this 1340-nucleotide messenger RNA. Its product is annotated as epsin-2-like. Bases 44 to 1306 code for a protein of 420 amino acids. Gene Ontology annotation, biological process: endocytosis. The record is from RefSeq and is a predicted model, not a curated record. Gene Ontology annotation, molecular function: clathrin binding; phospholipid binding. The transcript has 6 exons. Gene Ontology annotation, cellular component: plasma membrane; clathrin vesicle coat; endosome. NCBI's taxonomy places the organism in Eukaryota, Metazoa, Nematomorpha, Gordioida, Chordodea, Parachordodidae.
AUAAAAUUUUAUCACAUGAUCAAUUUUUUUUAGUUGAAAAGAAAUGUCAUCAACAGUUGCUCCCAUUAGAAGAAAUUUGAAGAAUGUUAUUAAAAAUUAUAGUGACGCUCAAGUAAAAGUAAGAGAAGCCACGUCUAAUGAUCCAUGGGGUCCAUCUAGUUCAUUAAUGACAGACAUAGCUGACCUGACUUACAAUGUUGUGGCUUUUUCAGAAAUAAUGCAAAUGAUUUGGAAGAGACUGAAUGAUAGUGGUAAAAAUUGGAGACAUGUGUACAAAGCACUAUCCCUUUUAGAAUAUAUAAUAAAGACUGGAAAUGAAAAAGUUGCACAACAGUGUAAAGAAAACAUUUUUGCUAUUCAGACCUUAAAAGAUUUUCAAUAUAUUGAAGAAAAUAAAGACCAAGGAUUAAACGUGAGAGAAAAAGCAAAACAAAUAGUUGCUCUUUUAAAAGAUGAUGAACGUUUAAAGAAUGAAAGGACAAGGGCUUUAAAAGCUAAAGAAAGGUUUGCCCAAGGCACUUCUAUUAGUUUUCAGAUGAAAAAAGAUACAGAUACUCCAGAAGAUUUUAAAGAUGGUAAUACUGAAUGGGAAGCAGUACGACCUUCAAAUCAAGGUGAAGAAGAUUUACAAUUUCAAUUAGCAAUUGCUAUGAGUAAAGAAGAGGCUGAAAAUGAAAAGAAAAUACUAAGAGGAGAUGAUUUGCGCCUCCAAUUAGCACUUUCACAAAGUGAACAAGAAUUAAAAAAGAUAUCUAAUCCAUUAGAAAGUGAAAAUAAUGCUUUAAUAGAUUUAGAUUUUUUGGAUCCUCCACAAAAUUCUUACAAGAUGCCAAAAUUUGCUCAUGAAAAUAAUAGCAUAGAUCCAUGGUCAAUUCACAAUAUACCUAUCACUUUACCUGUCUUCUCAGGGGAUACUCAAGGAUUAAUAUCUUCAACAAAUAACUUGCCAUAUCAAUCGUCUUAUCACAGUAUGAUUGCAAAAGACAACUUUGCCCCUAACAAAACCCCAAAAUCCACAUCAGAUCUUAUCAAUUUAGAUAAUUUAUUUUCAUCAAGUUCCGCAGCCGAGAACAAACUAAACCCCUUUGCCAUCCCACCGAACUCUACAAACAGAUUAAAUCUUAAUAGCCUAGCUACUAGAUCGAAUCCUGGAAAAUCAGAUUUUAUUAAUUUCGAUAAAAUAAACAAUGUUGCCUCUCAGCUUCAAACUCCAAAUAUGAAUACCUCUUCUAAUAGUUUUAUAAAUUCAUCUCAAUAUGAAGUAUCACAUAUUAAAAACACCAAUGCUAAUAAUCCUUUCCUUUAAAUGUCACAAUUUAUCAAUUUAUUUUUCAUAUAUU